Messenger RNA from Ctenopharyngodon idella (grass carp), 3505 nucleotides. It is a transcript of the gene atp2a1l, whose product is annotated as ATPase sarcoplasmic/endoplasmic reticulum Ca2+ transporting 1, like. NCBI's taxonomy places the organism in Eukaryota, Metazoa, Chordata, Actinopteri, Cypriniformes, Xenocyprididae. Gene Ontology annotation, molecular function: ATP binding; P-type calcium transporter activity; ATP hydrolysis activity. Gene Ontology annotation, biological process: intracellular calcium ion homeostasis; calcium ion transmembrane transport. The record is from RefSeq and is a predicted model, not a curated record. Gene Ontology annotation, cellular component: membrane. Bases 178 to 3153 code for a protein of 991 amino acids. The transcript has 24 exons.
UGUGUGAAAUUAUUCGCUCUUUCUGUCAGUCCAUCACUCCUAUAAGGAGGGGGUCCAAGUAACGGGGGGCAGACUUUGUAGUACAGAGAGCAACAAGAGCAAUAAAAACUGAAGGGCACGGAUAGACCUGUUUAACUAAGCUUUUGCCACUCCUAAAGAUCCUUCACCCCUGACAGGAUGGAGGACGCCCACGCCAAGUCCCCGGCUGAAUGUCUGGCCUACUUUUCGGUUAGCGAGACCACCGGUCUUACACCUGAUCAGUUCAAGAAGAACCUGGAAAAGUUCGGCUACAAUGAGCUGCCAGCUGAGGAGGGAAAAUCCAUCUGGGAGCUGGUUAUUGAGCAGUUUGAAGAUCUGUUGGUCAGAAUUUUGCUGCUUGCUGCCUGCAUCUCUUUCGUCCUGGCCUGGUUUGAGGAGGGUGAAGAGACUGUUACUGCCUUUGUUGAGCCUUUUGUCAUUUUGCUCAUUCUCAUUGCCAAUGCCAUUGUCGGUGUGUGGCAGGAGCGUAAUGCUGAGAGCGCCAUUGAGGCUCUGAAGGAGUAUGAACCUGAGAUAGGCAAGGUCUACCGUUCUGACAGAAAGAGCGUCCAGAGGAUCAAGGCCAGAGAGAUUGUCCCUGGUGACAUUGUGGAGGUGUCUGUUGGUGAUAAAGUUCCUGCUGACAUCAGGCUUACUGCUAUCCGAUCCACCACCCUUCGCGUUGACCAGUCCAUCCUUACUGGUGAGUCUGUCAGUGUGAUCAAGCACACAGAUGCUGUCCCCGACCUUAGAGCUGUCAAUCAGGACAAAAAGAACAUGCUUUUCUCUGGCACAAACAUUGCUGCUGGCAAGGCUAUUGGAGUUGCUGUCGCUACUGGUGUAUCCACUGAGAUUGGUAAAAUCCGUGACCAGAUGGCCGCCACAGAGCAGGAGAGAACCCCUCUGCAGCAGAAACUGGAUGAGUUUGGUGAGCAGCUCUCUAAGGUUAUCUCUCUGAUCUGUGUCGCUGUCUGGAUGAUCAACAUUGGUCACUUCAAUGACCCCGUCCAUGGUGGAUCCUGGAUCCGUGGCGCUGUCUACUACUUCAAGAUCGCUGUUGCUCUGGCUGUGGCUGCAAUCCCUGAGGGUUUGCCUGCUGUCAUUACUACCUGCCUUGCUCUUGGUACCAGACGUAUGGCCAAGAAAAACGCCAUUGUCCGUUCACUGCCCUCUGUGGAGACUCUGGGCUGUACCUCUGUCAUCUGCUCUGACAAGACUGGCACCCUGACCACCAAUCAGAUGUGUGUGACUAAAAUGUUCAUCAUUGAUAGAAUUGAGGGUGAUCACGUUGAUCUGAACUGCUUUGAUAUCUCUGGCUCCAAGUACACACCUGAGGGUGAGGUCACAAAGGGGGGUGCCCGUGUUGACUGCAGUCAAAUUGACGGUUUAGUUGAGUUGGCCACCAUUUGUGCCCUGUGCAACGACUCCUCCCUUGACUACAACGAGUCCAAGAAGAUCUAUGAGAAAGUCGGUGAGGCCACUGAAACUGCUUUGUGCUGCUUGGUUGAGAAGAUGAAUGUUUUCAAGUCCAACGUCAACAACCUGUCCAAGAUUGAGAGAGCAAAUGCUUGCUGUAGUGUUAUUAAGCAGCUAAUGAAGAAGAACUUCACCCUGGAGUUCUCCCGUGACAGGAAAUCCAUGUCUGUGUACUGUACCCCUACCAAGGGUGAUGCAGGCUGCAAAAUGUUUGUAAAGGGUGCUCCAGAGGGUGUGAUUGACAGGUGUACCUAUGUACGUGUUGGUGCUACUCGUGUACCCCUGACUGGAAUUGUAAAGGAUAAGAUCUUGGCCACCAUCAAGGAGUGGGGUACUGGCCGUGACACUCUGCGUUGCCUGGCACUGGCCACCCGUGACACUCCCCUGAAGGUUGAGGAAAUGAAUCUUGAGGAUUCUACUAAAUUUGGUGACUAUGAGACUGACUUGACCUUCGUUGGCUGCGUUGGUAUGCUGGAUCCCCCCCGUAAAGAGGUUACUAGCUCCAUUGAGCUGUGCAGAGCUGCUGGCAUUCGUGUUAUCAUGAUCACUGGUGACAACAAGGGCACCGCUGUUGCUAUCUGCCGUCGUAUUGGCAUCUUUACUGAGGAUGAGGAUGUGACUGGCAAGGCUUACACUGGCCGUGAGUUUGAUGACCUGCCCCGUGCUGAGCAGAGCGAGGCUGUCUGUAGGGCAUGCUGCUUUGCCCGUGUUGAGCCCUCCCACAAGUCUAAGAUUGUUGAGUUCCUGCAGGGCUACGAUGAGAUUACUGCUAUGACUGGUGAUGGUGUCAAUGAUGCCCCUGCCUUGAAGAAGGCAGAAAUUGGCAUUGCCAUGGGCUCUGGCACUGCCGUUGCCAAGUCAGCCUCGGAGAUGGUCCUCGCCGAUGACAACUUUUCUUCUAUUGUGGCAGCUGUUGAGGAAGGCAGAGCUAUUUACAACAACAUGAAGCAGUUCAUUCGUUACCUGAUUUCUUCUAAUAUUGGAGAGGUCGUCUGUAUUUUCCUGACUGCUGCUCUUGGUCUGCCUGAGGCUCUGAUCCCAGUCCAACUGCUUUGGGUGAACUUGGUGACUGAUGGUCUGCCCGCCACUGCCCUGGGCUUCAACCCCCCCGAUCUUGAGAUUAUGGGCAAGCCCCCCCGCUCCCCCAAAGAGCCCCUGAUCUCUGGUUGGCUGUUCUUCAGAUACAUGGCCAUUGGUGGAUAUGUGGGUGCUGCCACUGUGGGUGCUGCCGCCUACUGGUUUAUGUAUGAUGAUGAGGGUCCUCAUGUCACCUACCACCAGCUGUCUCACUUCAUGCAGUGCCACGAAGAGAAUGAGGACUUCGUUGGCCUUGACUGUGAGGUGUUUGAGGCUGCUCCACCCAUGACCAUGGCUCUGUCUGUCCUGGUCACAAUUGAGAUGUGCAACGCCCUCAACAGUUUGUCUGAGAAUCAGUCCCUCUUGCGUAUGCCCCCAUGGAGUAAUGGCUGGCUAGCGGCUGCCAUGACCCUCUCCAUGUCCCUCCACUUCAUGAUCCUCUAUGUGGACCCCCUGCCUAUGAUUUUCAAGUUGACUCACUUGAACGUAGAACAGUGGAUGGUGGUACUAAAGCUUUCUUUCCCUGUUAUCCUCAUUGAUGAGGUGUUGAAGUUCGUCGCCCGUAACUAUGUAGAUGUCUAAACAGUCCCACCUCCCAGUUUUCAAGUAACAGAAGCAAGGUAAAGCGUGAAAUGCAAAGACAAAGAUGUGGGAGUGAAAAAAACGGAAGAUGAAGAAGAGAAUAGCAAGAGAAUGAAUGAGGAAGGAUGGGAGAAGAGAGUAUUUACAUCUAUAGCUCUCAUGAGCCCAUCCACAGAAUGGAGAGCACAAAGUUAUUGGAAAAUAUUUAAAAAAAAAAAAACACACAGAAAAACUAAAAAUACUAAGUUUAGGAACAGAGAUUAAUAUAUAGGUCAGCCCUUCCAAAUUAGUGUUUGAAUGAUGAAUUGUUUUAUUCUUAAAAUGUAUUAAACGUUUUUUUGUUAAAAUUGUA